UGCAUGUGCAUGCAAAAAUGUGUUGCAUGCCUAAUGACCAAAGACGCAGCAGCAACAACAACAGCGGCAGCAGCAGCAGCAAAAGGGCUGCCAUUGACACAUUGAAAAUACGGAAGUACAAACAAACAAACAACAACAUCGGGAAGCAGCAGCUGUUGGUUUUAGUGCUGCCGAUUGUGUUGGAUGCGUCAGAAUGUAACGACACUUGGUAUAAAGCGACCUUUUUUAUGGCCCAACAAACAAAUCGAAUUACACAGCACCAGCUAAUGAUGAUGAUGAUGACUAUGAUGGCGAUGAUGAUGACGAGCUUCCUUUACAUUUUCGGUGCGGAGCGGAAAUGAUGAUUUUGCCCUUCUGCUCGAGCUGACCAAUUGAAUAUGCGAAUUGAAGUGUGGACGAGAGUUUGCCAACUUUAAGUGUGUGUUUGCCUCAAAGCGUGCAAAGCGAGCGUGCCAGCAAAGUGCACUGCAACAACAAUAACAACAACAACAACAACAACGACUGUAAAAGUGCAGCAGCAGCAGCAGCUGCUCUGGAAUUUAAUUAAGCGCACAAAAGCGACGACUAAAGCGGAAGAUUCUCUCUCUUUCUCUGUGUGAGCAAGUUGCCAUAAAUCAGCUGCAGCGGCAGCUGCAAACUGCAGCAAGCCUUUCAUUCGAGCACGGGUUUUUAACACAAAUCGAGCAGCGAGCGACGACCCCGACAAAGACCGACAAAGGGCGGUGGGAGGAGGAGGCGGAGUCAGUGUUGGAGGCUGGGCGAGAACGUGACGGCCAGCAGUGGCCAAUUAGUUGCUGCCUCCAACUAACGUUGCCAGCGGUAAUAAUUUUUUGGGCUCCAUUGAACGUCUGUUGGCUGUUAUUCUGAUGACUGCCGCCAAGAGACGUGCGGCAAGCGGCAGCAGCAGCAGCAGUAGCAGCAGCAGUGGCAGUGGUAGUGGCAGCAGAAGCAACGAGCAGCAACCAUUGCAACAGCAACAUCAGCAACAGCAGCAACAACAUCAGCAGCAGUUGCAGCAUCAUCAUCAUCAGGAUGGGCGACAGCAAGCACAUGAAUACCAGCAUCUGCUGCAGCAUCAACAUCAUCCACAUACAAACUAUCAUCCACAGCAAUAUCAUCAGAGGCAACAGCAGCACACGUCGCAGCAGCAGCAACAUCAUCAUGCGGCAUCGUCGUCAACAACGUCAGCAACAACAGCAACACUGCGCGAUUGUUCUGUCAAAUUGCCGCUGGACAUUCUAUGGCUGCCGAAAUCAGCAAUGCGACCCGUUGGCGCUGAUGCCUCGCACACCGAUUGCAUUCUAGUCGUUGGCGUUUCCCGUCCAAAGCUGGCCGUUGUCUUUCUCACGGUCAUGCUGAUCUCAUUGUUCCUCACCUUUCACGUGCUCUACGACAGUGCCGUCUACAACAUUCAGGCCGCUCAAGCGGUCCACGAACGCCAUCGUCUCUCGAUGGCUGCCUCCGCAUCGGCCGCAGUCGCUGCGGCGCCCUAUUCAUCGAAUCCGAAUCAUUUGCCAGUGUUUGUGAAACCGGUGGUUAGUUCAAAUCAGCUAAGUCAUCCCAUGGUCUUUCCCUCCAGUCGCGUGCAUUUCCCCAAGACAAGUCGACGUCUGCCCCAGGCACUGAUAAUUGGCGUACGCAAGUGCGGAACUAGGGCGUUGCUGGAGAUGCUGUAUCUGCAUCCGCGCAUCCAGAAGGCCGGCGGUGAGGUGCACUUCUUCGACCGCGACGAGAAUUACCUGAAGGGCCUCGAAUGGUAUCGCAAAAAGAUGCCGCACUCGUUUCGUGGCCAAAUUACCAUCGAGAAGAGUCCCAGCUACUUUGUCUCACCCGAGGUGCCGGAGCGAGUGCGUGCCAUGAAUGCGAGCAUCAAGCUGCUGCUGAUUGUGCGAGAGCCGGUGACCAGAGCCAUCUCGGACUACACCCAGCUGCGUAGUCAUGCGGCGACUGCGAUAUUGCCGCUGGCCGAGAAUGCUGCAACGAGCGCGGGUGCGAGUUCAAGUUCCAAUGCAAAUGCAAAUGCGAAUGCGGGUGCCGGAUCCGGAUCCGGUUAUGGGGCAAGGAUGUCAACGCAAUCGACGCUGUACGCCAAGCUGCAGGCGGCACAUAGCUACGACAAUGCGCUCGGCAGUGGCGCGGGUGCCAAGGAGACCGCCUUGGGUGGCGGUGGUGGUGGUGGUGGUGGCAUGGGAGCGAGACGUGCUGGAACGACAACAACCACGCCCACACCGAGUGUCGCCCAAUUGGCAGCCAAGUCCUUUGAAGAGCUGGCCAUAUUUCCCAACGGCACGGUUAAUGAAGCAUAUCGUCCACUCAGCAUAUCCAUGUACCACGUUCAUCUGCAUCGCUGGCUCGAGGUAUUUCCUCGUGAACAACUUCUAGUGGUCAAUGGGGAUCGCCUGAUCGAGGAUCCUGUUUCGCAGCUCAAACGCAUCGAAGCAUUUCUGGGUAUUGAACAUCGUGUGCGAAGCGAACACUUCUACUUCAAUGAGACAAAAGGCUUCUAUUGCCUGCGCUACGAUAAUGGCGAUCGAUGUCUGCGCGAGACCAAAGGACGCAAGCAUCCGCAUGUGGAUCCCGUUGUGGUCUCCAGACUGCGCAAGUUCUUUGCUGAAUAUAAUCAACGCUUCUACGAGCUGGUUGGCGAGGAUCUUGGCUGGCCAGAGGAAUAGUUUCGAGAAACAUGGACUGAUGAUUAAUAGUACUCCACCAUCCUAAUACUUCAAUGGCAAACUGCAUUGGCGAGGGGCAACACAAUUUUCCACUUUGUUUGCUGCAGCAUUUAAUUACAGGCGAAAACAAACAUUCAAGCUGAAAACUGCGUGCAACAACGAGCCGAACCGAACGGAACAGAACAGAACAAAUAGCAAAUAGUACGCUGAAGGAUGCAGAAGGACCUAGUAGAGUUUUGCAGCGAUGGCAGAACACCAUAUUUCUGCCUGUCUGCCAGCGGGCUGACAGUUCAAUUAUGCGAACUUUGGCGCCACCAAAACUCUUUCCAUUCUCCCUCCCCAUACAUCUCUCAUCUCUCCCCCACCUUACCACAAAUGCAACCAACUGCAGCGGACAAAAAUGAAACAGUGAGAAAAUAAAUACGAAUCGCAAGAGGAGGCCAUGAAAAUCUAUGGGAAAAUCGGGCAAAAAACCAACCAAAAAACCAACAACAACAAAAAAAAGAAGAAAAAAACUGAAAAUGAGAAAAACAACAAGCAAUAUCUACAUGAUGUACGAAGUUUGCGCAUUGUCUGACUGUGCGACUGUGUGUGUGCUUGUGAGUGUGAGUGUGUGUGUAUGUGAGUGAGGAUGUUGAGAGAGCAUAAAAAUUAAUUAAGCAACUAAAUGUGAUUUUAUAGCAUAUAAGCGAUACGAUAAUGUUGAAAAUGAAAUGAAUGCGUCUCAAGAUUAAUUAAUGAAUGAGACAAUUAAAUGUAUUUAGACAGAAUCGUCGGCUGAAUUAAAAGUGUGCAUAAAACAAACAACAACUAAACGUACUUACAGAUGAAAAUUUAAAAGCUAUAAUUAAUUAGUUGAUACUAGCAUAUCGCAAACAUAUCUGAGCUACUCAACCUAUAUAAUUGAAUAUACCAGAAUAUAAUUAAAUUACAUUAAAUUUCAGAGGCUAAGCAAAGAUUACAUAUCAAAAGAAAACAAUUUUGAACUCAAAACAUAUCAUUAAAAUGUUUAAAAAGAAAUCUAG
Molecule: messenger RNA, 3697 nt
Organism: Drosophila nasuta
Lineage: Eukaryota; Metazoa; Arthropoda; Insecta; Diptera; Drosophilidae
Gene: Hs3st-A
Product: Heparan sulfate 3-O sulfotransferase-A
Exons: 7
Coding region: 867-2672 (601 amino acids)
Molecular function (GO): [heparan sulfate]-glucosamine 3-sulfotransferase activity
Source: RefSeq, a predicted model, not a curated record